AUGACCGACGCAAUAUUUGACGUGAAGCAGGCGACUGCCAUCGUACCCAUGUACGAUGGCUCUGCAGACUCAUUAUCAUCGUUUACAGACGCCGUAAGUUUACUGGCUGAAUUGACACCAGCAAACCAACUAGCAACGGCAUUAAAAUUCGUUAAAACUAGACUAACCGGUAAAGCGCGGCUAGGACUAGGAAACUGCGAUACGCUACAAGCGUUAGCAGACGACGUCGAAAGACGCUGUAAAGUACGUCCGGUAGGAAACGAUAAGUUACGAACUCUUCUUUACAUUCAUCAUUCAAUUAACAACAACGGAUUUGUGUUGCGAAUAAGAUUCACUCAUGUGUGCUUCAGUCAGAAUAAUGAAAAACUAAUCACAGUCGAUCACAGAGGAAAUAUUUUCGUGUUUGAUUUAGCGAAUGAGUUCCAUUGGCAUCUUAAAACACGCGUCGAGGAUAUUACAACAAUUGAAUGCAUUCCAGAAAAUGAUCGUCUUGCAUUGGGCAAUAAACAUGGAUUCUUAUAUGUUGUUGAUUAUGAUUCUGAUGACGAGAUAGUUCGUGUAAAAGCUCAUCAAACCCGAAUCGCAUCUAUAAAGUUCCCGCCUUGGUACGAGAAAACUCCCCUUCUGCGUCAAUCAAACCAGAAAAUAAUUUCGCAGAAAACGAAAACUGUUUCGAAAUCAGCAAAACCUGAUAAUGCAAAUGUCCAACUAUGCGCUUAUUCAACCAAAAGUUCGCUUUUCCUAGUAAUUACAGUGGAUUGUGCCAUGCUGUACGAUAAACACAAUUUUGUCGAACUGCACAGAUUACAUUACGGAAUACCUAGCCAAACGAAGCGCCUAUAUGAGUUGCAUUGGGUACCGAGGAAGAACAUGCUAAUGUCUUGUGGAAUUGAUGGCACGAUUCAACUCUGGACAUACGAUUUCCAACUAAUUAAAGAGCUGAACGUGAAGAAGUUGAAAGCAAACUACUUGAGGCAGUGUAGAGCAGAGUUUAUCGGGUGCCAACCAACGGAGUACAAUCUGUGUAAAGGAGACCGCUCUCAUGGGGAAAUUGAGCGACUAAUUCAAAGCAUGAUUACCGAUGAAAAUUCAAAUGGAUAUGUAAAAUCGGUUCAAUUCAUCCGAAGCGGGAAGUUUUUGAUCCUUAAUUGCUUGGACAAUUGUAUAAUUAUACUCUGUUGCACAUCCUGGCAAAUAUGUAAAGCACUGACCCUGUCUGAUUUGCACUUUGGCCAUUUCGAAAUAUUGCAAACAAAUCAACAUUUUCGCCACCGAGAUAAUCUUACUAUUUUAGUGCAAACAAUAGAAAAUGAUUUGUUGCUAUUGAACUUAGAGGAUGGACACAAAGCCAAGAUAGAUUCCAGAUUGGAAUCUAAAUGUUACAAAUUCCGUCUAUCUUGCAAUGAUAAAAUGCUGGCGAGCGUGUUGAAAACAGGUGAAGUUUUGCUACAUAAUUUGGAAUUUCUAUCGCGUACGUUUUAUGCAAAUAAAUUCAAUCAUUCGGCUCCAAGGGACAGCUCAACUACUAGUAAAACACAUUCCCGGAUAGCACAUGCGAGCAUUCCAGCUAGUCAACGUCAGAAUGCGAGAGAUUGUAUGACGAAUAGUAAUUUGGCAACCUCUCCACCGAGCUCGUUGUAUUCCACACCGGCAACGAUAGCAUCUUUCGCAUCAAUGAAUUCUGCUCAGAGCGUGCCUGUUUUCCGGAAAGAGAGUAAACUGAAAUUAGACAAACGGUUGGAGGAAAUUCGCGAUAAGAUGUCUAAAACGCUGGACAGAAACAGACUACUUCCCAUACUCAUCGAGUUUGGUGAAUAUCCCGAAAAGCAUCGGACUAUUAUUUGGCGCACAUUGUUGGAAUUACCACAAAACUCUGACGGCUUUAAUGUUUUACUGAUGAAGGGACAUCAUCCUUGUGUGUGUGACUAUGAUACUAAUUUUUCCGACAUCGAGCCCCGGAUUGUGCGGAAUGUUAAAAAAAUUGUGUCCUGCCUAGCACACUGGUCACCGGUUUUUGCACAUUGUGAUUUUUUGCCGUUUUUCGUGCAUCCGUUUGUAAAGAUUUAUCACAACGAUUCGCUAACUUGUUUCGAAGCCGUUGCUACAAUUUUGCUCAACCACUGUCAGCUGUGGUUCGAAUUCGCUCCGUUGGAACCAUUCAAUUAUUUGGGUAUGAUAGAGAAUAUCCUGUGUGAGUACGAACCAAACUUGAUGAUUUUCUACCGCGAGCACAAUAUAUCUUCCCGAAUCUAUGCGAUGACAAUGAUGGAAAUGGCUUUUGCGCAAAAUUUCAAUGCCAAUCAAUGGCGUCGGCUCUGGGAUCAUGUGCUCUCGAACGAAUCUUAUUUUGUGGUCUUUUUUAUCGUUGCGUAUAACGCGGCUCAUAAAUCAAGCAUCAUGAAGUGCACCUCGGAACAUGAAAUCAGAGCAUUAUUCCACGAACCAGCCAUGGUAGAUAUCAAAAACAUACUAAAAAGAACUUACAAUACAAUGGAGAAAUGCACAGAUAACAUCCACCCGCGGUGUUAUAUGAAAUCGUUUCGUUCCCUCAACGGGAUUGCAGGCUCUGAUAUGAAAACUAAUGAUUUGUAUCGUCAAAAGUAUAGUUUGAGUAGUAGCGAAUCUAUAUACAAUAGCACAUAUAGUAAAUUUAAUCAUUUUCCAAAAAAAUUAGUCGAUAUCAGGACAAAUCAAUUAAAUUGUUUGAAAAAGGAGCAAGAUCAACUCGAGUCGAGGAUUUUGGAAAUGGAAAAGCUGGAGCGUUCUCUGCAAAAUAAAGUAAUGAAUGUGUUGGUACAGGAUGAACAUGAUAUGCGAAUGAAAGAAGUGGAACGGAAGUUCGAGGACACACUGGCAACCGAAACGAGAAGAAUUGAUAUGCAGCGGAAGCUAUUGUUGUUACACAAGAAAAAAAUUCGGAAACUAGAAAACGAGGCUCUUUUGGAGAGCAAGAACGUUCAAUUGAAGCAUAAUGUCGCAACUCGGGAAGCAGAACUUGAUAAACUAUUGAAAACAUUGCAACGUGAGAGGCAGCAAGAGGAAAUCGACAUGUUGAUUGCCGAAGAGAACAUCAAACUGAAGCAAAUAGCACUGCAGUCAUGCCACUGGGAUUCAAAUUUCCAACAAGUAAACGAUUGUUCUUUGGAGCAGCGUUAUUUUCAGGCUAUUCAACAGUUGGAACGUCAGAAACAGAAACUAUAUCAGGAUAUUGAAAAGGUUUCUGAUUAUACCUCAUGCAGUCUGUUAUGUGAGAAUCGCAUCACAAAUCCCAAGCAAGCUGUCGGAACUAGUAACAUAGGUUACAUAAGAGAAAUUGGAUUAGAGGAUUACUCGAAAAGGAUGAAGCAGAUUUCGGCUCAACUGGAUCAAUUGGCUGGAGUACAACAGAACGACAUUAACUUAUAAUAUUAACUUUACG
Molecule: messenger RNA, 3418 nt
Organism: Malaya genurostris
Lineage: Eukaryota; Metazoa; Arthropoda; Insecta; Diptera; Culicidae
Product: TBC1 domain family member 31
Exons: 10
Coding region: 1-3405 (1134 amino acids)
Cellular component (GO): centrosome
Molecular function (GO): protein binding
Source: RefSeq, a predicted model, not a curated record